ACUUUCCUUUUGUAAACUUGGGCACACAAAUUUCCUUUCUAAAUUUUCCUUCAGACCCAGUUUUGAAUCUUCUCGUGGAGAAGCAGCUUCAGAAGACUGAUCACUCGGGCUUAUAAAUUGAGCAGCGCAGGAAUCUCGCUGCGCGUGCAUCAGUGCACGUUGUGUUUUCUUCUUUUUAAAUUUCCCUAUGCCUUUUGUCUUCUUGUUCUGUUUUGGCCUGGAAAAGCAGUAUCUCAGGUAAAGUUUCAGUGGCCCUGCUCCAUUUCUUUAUUAACCUCUGCCCAAAACAGAUACACGCACAUGACAGACGCGGAUAUGACAGACACGGAUAUUAUAUAUACAUGUAGUAUCUGUAUGGUAGAAUACACAUAUCCCUUUCGUUUCCUGUGUUUGCGGCGGCCGGGGGGAGUGGAGGAAACUGAGAAGAGGUAUUGCCACAGAGAGCACAGCAGAAAUGGAAGAGGGUCUGUUGUCAUGUUCAGGGGAAGAGAUCAUCAGGAGAGAAGAGAAGAGGGAUGGUGGUGAAGAUGCAGUGGUGGGAUGGGAGACGGUGGGUAGAGAGGUGAAGAGGUUGGGGUUCAUAGCAGCUCCCAUGGUGGCCGUCACGCUGGCGCAGUUCUUGCUUCAAGUGGUGUCCACCAUGAUGGUUGGGCACCUGGGCGAGCUCGCCCUCUCCAGCACCUCCAUAGCCAUUUCCCUCUCCGGCGUCACUGGCUUCAGCUUUCUUAUGGGAAUGGCUAGUGCAUUGGAAACACUAUGUGGGCAAGCUUAUGGAGCACAACAAUAUCGAAAACUCAGUGUUAAAACUUACACUGCUAUUUUUUCCCUCAUUUUGGUUUGUCUCCCUCUGUCUCUUAUAUGGAUCUAUAUGGAAAAACUACUCAUUUUCAUAGGCCAGGACCCUUUGAUUUCAAGUGAAGCUGGUAAAUUCAUAAGAUUGCUUGUUCCUGCACUCUUUGCUUAUGCAAUUCUUCAACCACUAGUCCGCUACUUCCAAACACAAAGUUUAAUCACCCCAAUGGUCAUAAGCUCAUGUUUGACUCUCGGUUUACAUAUUCCUCUCUGUUGGGUUUUAGUAUUUAAGUCUGGACUAGAAAAUCUUGGAGCAGCAAUGGCAAUAAAUAUUUCAUAUUGGUUGAAUGUGAUUUUUCUUGUUCUAUAUAUGAAGUACUCUUCAGCCUCUGCAAAAACCCGUGCAUCAGUUUCCAGGGAGGUGUUCCAAGGGAUUGGAGAAUUCUUCCAUUUUGCUAUUCCUUCUGCUGUAAUGAUUUGCCUUGAAUGGUGGUCAUUUGAGCUGCUAAUCUUGCUGUCUGGACUUCUACCAAAUCCAGAGCUUGAGACUUCAGUUCUGUCUGUCUGUCUAUCAACAAUUUCAACACUAUACACAAUACCUUUUGGGGUUGGCGCUGCUACAAGUACAAGAAUUUCAAAUGAAUUGGGAGCUGGGAACCCUCAAGCCGCUCGUGUGGCUGUCUACGCUGCAAUGCUUGUGACAGUCUUAGAGACGAGUAUAAUAAGCACAACCCUCUUUGCUAGCCGGAGUAUUUUUGGUUACACAUACAGUAACGAGAAGGAAGUUGUGGACUAUGUCACCUCUAUGGCUCCUCUAGUUUGUCUAUCUGUUAUAUUGGACAGCUUACAAGGGGUCCUUUCAGGUGUUGCCAGAGGAUGCGGUUGGCAGCAUAUAGGGGCUUAUGUCAAUCUUGGAGCUUAUUAUAUUUUUGGGAUUCCAAUUGCUGCCGGAUUGGGUUUCUGGUUACAAUUGAGAGGAAAGGGCCUCUGGAUUGGAAUACAAGCUGGUGCCGCUCUGCAAACUGUGAUGCUGGCUAUCAUAACAAGUUGUACAAAUUGGGAAAAACAGGCAACCAAUGCAAGGGAGAGGAUAUUUGAGGAAAGAUCUUCAGCAGGCAACUGAGAGGAGACCGCCAACGAGAAAUUAUUAGGUUAGACUGCUUAGUCACGCCAUAUUCUAGAUAACAAAUCAAAUUCUUGGAUUUUGUGAUGAUCGGGAGGACUUGCUAUAGACAACUAUCAGUUGAAAGGUGUCCAAAAUUUAAGGAUUUGAUAGGUUAGAUAGUCUAACCUAAUAAUAUUUUGAUUGCCAACAUGCUUAUUUUCUGAUGUUACGGUCCACAGGAGCUGCUUUCUGUCUAUUCUUUUUGACAGUAAAUGGCAUUCGCUUUUACUCAUUGAUGGAUGCAUGGGUGGAUCUCCCUGCUGUAUCACUGGGGCAAGACUCAUGGUGUAUUAUUGUAUUUUGUUGUAGGGAAAUAAAGGGAAGGAAAAGGUUACUGAUAAUCCCUUUUUAUUUAUUUGUAUGGUAGAAGAUUGAGAAGGGAAAUAAAAUUGGUGAGAAUGCAUUUUAUA
Molecule: messenger RNA, 2367 nt
Organism: Malania oleifera
Lineage: Eukaryota; Viridiplantae; Streptophyta; Magnoliopsida; Santalales; Ximeniaceae
Product: protein DETOXIFICATION 12-like
Exons: 7
Coding region: 455-1915 (486 amino acids)
Biological process (GO): xenobiotic detoxification by transmembrane export across the plasma membrane
Cellular component (GO): membrane
Molecular function (GO): xenobiotic transmembrane transporter activity; antiporter activity
Source: RefSeq, a predicted model, not a curated record